UAAAUGAAGAAUGAAUCUGCUCUUCAUUAACUUCCAUCUUUCUUAUUUUCCUUAAUUAACAUGUCUCUUUGAUCUUCUUCUUCAUCUCUUUAAUUUAUAAUCUUCUUCAAUAUUAAUUCAUUAAUGGUUCCUUCCCCUUUGAAUCUGAUGAAUCUAUCACUAAUUGAUCAUCAUCAUCAUCAUGAUCAACAACUCUCACCCUCAAACCUUCAAGUUUCUUCUUCUUCAUCAUCAUCUUCUUUAUCUCUUCAUCCUUUCAUCAAUCCACAACAACUGCAAGCUGAUCAGAGCGGAUCACAUGAUCAUGAUCAUCCUCCAUUAAUCAACGGUUUAAAUGAUAGUUCACUUUGGAAUAGCGAAAACACAAAUAAGAGUUUGCCCACAAAGAUAAGGUUUACUGGAAGGAUGUUGAACACGAGUUGGAGUACUACUCCACAAACACAAAAUCAUAACCCUAAUACGAAGAAGCUCGAAGAUAACAACAAUAUCUCUAGUAAUACUAAUGUGACUAGCACCACCCCGGUUAGGGUUUGCUCGGAUUGCAAUACAACCAAGACCCCUCUAUGGAGAAGUGGGCCUAGAGGUCCUAAGACACUAUGCAAUGCAUGUGGUAUUCGUCAAAGGAAGGCGAGGAGGGCAAUGGCGGCAGCUGCUGCUGCUGCGGGGAAUGGAUCGAGUGAGACUAGGUCUAGUACUCCAGUGGUGAAGAUCAUUACAAAGGUUCAAAACAAAAUAGAGAAGAAGAGAUCAAGCAAUGGACAAGAUCAAUACUUGUUGCCAUACAAUAAGAGGUUUAGAGAUGAUAUUAAUAAUAGUAAUAAUGAUGAUCAUGGAAUUACAAAGGGGCUUUGUUUUGAAGAUUUCUUCAUGAGCCUCACUAAGAAGUUGGCUUUCCAUAGGGUGUUCCCAAAGGAUGAGGAAGAGGCUGCCAUCUUGCUCAUGGCUCUUUCUUCGGGUCUUCUUCAUGGUUGACCUUUGUUUAAUUAGUUUCUAUUUUAUAUAUUAUAUAGAUUGAUGAGUGUUAUUAGAAAUAAUUAAGGUUAUAUUUUUGUUAAGUGAUUUUGUGGAUGAUCUAAUUAAAUCCAAAAGUAACGUACGUGGUCCACUUUAAUAAAAUUUUGUCAAGGUUUGAGAGAUUGUCAGAUCUACAUAAUUUGUCAUAUUACACAUCUUUUUUAAAUGGCCCUGAAUUUUCCCUGCU
Impatiens glandulifera is the source of this 1201-nucleotide messenger RNA. Its product is annotated as GATA transcription factor 21-like. The record is from RefSeq and is a predicted model, not a curated record. The transcript is spliced from 3 exons. Gene Ontology annotation, molecular function: sequence-specific DNA binding; zinc ion binding. Gene Ontology annotation, biological process: regulation of DNA-templated transcription. NCBI's taxonomy places the organism in Eukaryota, Viridiplantae, Streptophyta, Magnoliopsida, Ericales, Balsaminaceae. The coding region runs from base 124 to 972 and encodes 282 amino acids.